Molecule: messenger RNA, 330 nt
Organism: Paraglomus occultum
Lineage: Eukaryota; Fungi; Glomeromycota; Glomeromycetes; Paraglomerales; Paraglomeraceae
Source: the annotation of a GenBank genome assembly
AUGGGCAGAAGCGAAACGAGGAAAGAGUGGUCGCCAAAUCUUCAGAACUGUUACCUCCAAUGUCCUAAUGAUCCAACCGCCCAGGCACAAGCCGCACAGAAUGCUGGCACCCGUCAGGCCGUCUGCGCGCGCGUGACAACAACGUCUACCCCCCCACCUGCAACCACAACGUCGUCAACGUCAACACCACCAGCUGCACAAUCAGCAACUACUACCCAAUCGACAUCAGAAGCAACUCCAGGAUCUAGUAACACUAAGAACUCUGCUGGAUCUAUUGUCGUCGGAAAAUUGAUGCUUGCGUUGCCUGUCAUUGUUGCUUUAUUCGGAUGA